Molecule: messenger RNA, 1185 nt
Organism: Symbiodinium necroappetens
Lineage: Eukaryota; Dinophyceae; Suessiales; Symbiodiniaceae
Source: the annotation of a GenBank genome assembly
AUGAAUGGAAAUUGGCCAGAGCGAACUUUGCAAAGCCUGGCAGCCAAGAUUCUGGGUUCCGAGGGCUUGAAGAUGCCGCCAGAUGUGAAGUGCUCCGCGGGAGCCGAGGCCAUCAGGCUCUGGAAUUGUCGUUCCGACGAAAUCAAACUGAAGAGAAUGUUCUUUAUGAGUGCUUUGGCAUGGUUUUCGGCUCACGAGCUUCUGGAAUACACACUUUAUCUACGACGAGCCCCAGCCUGUGCAGCGGCACUCAUUGCUCCGGGUGAUGGAAACGAGAGCGACAUUCAACGAGUGUUGUCUUCCAUGAAGAACGAGUGGGAGACAGUGCUUUUCAUGGAAAGCGGUGCACGCACACAUGCUUUGCUGAAAUCGCGAUGCCGGUUUACGGACUUUCAGAACUUUCGCGAGAUACACACCAUGUUGCAGCAGUGCCAGUACAAACUGACGCCCAAGGCAGCUCUCAAAAAAGCGAACCGCUCUGAGGGAGCAUCUAUGCAGGCGAUGAUGAGUGUCGCAGUGAGCAAGAAUUUCAACAUGGAUGAGAUUGUCAAGCCGAUGAACAGCACGAGUGCUUUUCACCACAACCAUGAUCAGCUCAACACCUUGAGCGCUUUCAUGGAAAUGAAGCGGCUGUCUUUGGAUAUCCUGGAUGCAAGCACGCAUUUGUGGGCAGCCCAAUGCCUGGGAAGUGGUGAGCUCCUGAAGAUCAAUGGUGAGUUCUUCGUGACCACGGGACGGUGGAUCCUUUGCAACAUGAUCAAAGCAGCAAUGCAUUGUGCAUUGAUGUCUCCAAGCGCCCGGGCUUGCAACCAGGCAAAGUUCAUGUUGUACACGUUGCACCUCGCUCCGGAUUCCUUGGCGAGCAAGAUCGGCUGUGGACUCCUCUUGAGAAGAGGAGUGAGCGAGUUCACUUUGCUCCCCUACCUGGUGGAGACGAAAAAGAUUCUUCGACUUCCAUCGGCCUCCCUGUCAGACCUCCUUUUGUCUCAGAAUGUGAGGAUGCCCAAGAACACAACUGUUGCUUGUAAGAUUCGCAGGCUUUUGGCUGAGGAUGCAGUAAAGCAGAGCUGCAGCGAGAAGACGGUUCAGGAGAUCAUCCAAUUUCUCGAAUCUCGCGAGGAGAAAAGAAAGAAUCACAAGGAGAAAGAUGAAGAGAAAGACGAGAGCGAGGAGUCAUGUUUCUGA